Messenger RNA from Alternaria alternata, 682 nucleotides. RefSeq lists its product as hypothetical. NCBI's taxonomy places the organism in Eukaryota, Fungi, Ascomycota, Dothideomycetes, Pleosporales, Pleosporaceae. The transcript has 2 exons. Bases 130 to 627 code for a protein of 165 amino acids. The record is from RefSeq and is a predicted model, not a curated record.
CAUUAUCAUGGUGUACCUGGUGUUCAUACCCACAGUGCUCAUGCGUGAAAGCGACAUCAUAUCAAUACUACGUACCUCUUCUCUCAAGACUUCUUCAUAUCUACCACACUUUCCUCAAUACUGUUUGCCAUGCUGCAUCAUAUCACUAUCAGGAUGUGCAAACCCUCGUCCAUAUUCCUCAGCAUCCUCGCUAUCACCCUCACAGCAGCCCAAAUUCCCCCAGACUAUAACUUCUGCACGGGUGACAAAAGCACCUUGGGCCAUUGCGACACACUCACAUACGUAGACACUACUCUGGCCGCCAAAAAUCCACCCGACGCGACGGAAUGCCAGGAAGCUUGCAGUAGUAUUUUCCAAGAUGCUGGAGAGUGGGUCGUUCAUCUAGAAGGCAAACCAGAAGGUUACCAACAACACAUGCACAAUGCGCCCUGCGGUUUUAGCAUGGGUGCCAUUCCCAAUAGUUCACACGAGUUUUCGUUUGACAUGAAUAACCAGGAUAUGGUUGACAUCAUCGAUGAGGCGAUCAAAAGGUUCGCGGGGUUGCACGAUGGGAAAGUGGCGGCGCAAGGAACGGUGAGAUGUGAUGGCCAUGAGGCCAUGUGGUAUGUCAGCCGGGAUGCGCGGUAACAUUUUCACUUUGCAGUGAUGUAUUGAUGAGAUAUGUUAACCCUUGGGACGUACU